CAAAUUGAGUCUGUUUGCCUGUUCGCCAUGUUUUGCACUUUCCCUCUUAAAUGCACCUGAUCUAUAUGCUUUUUGUAAAUUUGAAAAUUGUUGUUCAGACAGACGACAUAAAAACAAAAACUACCGACUUCAUUGAUCAGUGUCAUAGUCUACUAGAACAUCAUGAUGUUACUCAUGUGGCGGUUCAGCACACUCUUGUUCGAAGCACUGUGUGACGCUAUAGCUGGAGAUGCUCCAGUUGUUGCUCCUUUCAUGUUUCCACCUGCCCUCAAGGAAGGAGAAAGAGGAAGUGCUGUUUGUAAUAUCAGAUCUGGAGACAGACCUGUAGACUUUCAGUGGACGAAAGAUGGCCAAGAUAUAACGAAAUCGUCCAGUGUAGAUAUACAGUCUCUUAGAGAUUCUUCAUAUUUAGUCAUAGAAACCGUUACAGCAAAAAGCUCCGGAAAUUAUGCUUGUAUAGCAACUAAUGCGUAUGGCAAUGAUCAGUUCACUGCAAGCCUAACAGUAACAGCUCCUCCCGAAUGGCUAAAUGAACCCAAGGAUGUAUUCAUACAAGAAGGUGAAAGUUUAACAAUUGAAUGCGCAGCAUCUGGAGUUCCAGUACCUGUGAUAAAGUGGAUCAUAGUUAAGUUGCUUAAAUAG
Messenger RNA from Stegodyphus dumicola, 642 nucleotides. Its product is annotated as cell adhesion molecule Dscam2-like. Gene Ontology annotation, molecular function: cell-cell adhesion mediator activity. Lineage: Eukaryota; Metazoa; Arthropoda; Arachnida; Araneae; Eresidae. Gene Ontology annotation, cellular component: axon; plasma membrane. Gene Ontology annotation, biological process: homophilic cell-cell adhesion; axon guidance; dendrite self-avoidance. The record is from RefSeq and is a predicted model, not a curated record.